UGAAUGCUAGCAAUAUUGAAUGCAACAAUAUUGAAUUAUUUUUUUAAUUUCAGUUGCAUCAAAACUGUUAGUUGUAUUUAAGUUUUCGAUUUAUUAUGAAAACUUUUCAGUUAAUAAAGUUAUAUUAUCAUACAUAAAGUCAAGGUUACAUAAAAUCUUUCAGUUAAUAUUAUAAAUGGAAAAAGAUAGCAACGAAGAAGCUGAUAGUGAUGAAGAAAUUUUGAACUAUGGCAGCAAAAAAUUGCUGACAUUUUUACAUAAUGAGGUUGUAAUGAAUUUUUCCUCAUCAGAAGAUGAUGAUGUAUCUUCAGAAGAUGAAUCAGAGCAGAGUUUAGAUUCUAGCCUUUUUAAUGACACUAGUCUUGUAAAUGAUGAAAAAAAUUCCAUCAGAUUCAAUUCAGUACUUUCACCAUCACCCCCUCCACCUCCUCUUAAACAUGCUAGACUUGAUGUACUAAAAAGUUCAGAAGUCUUACAACGGUUAAGAAAAGAAUGUGUUGUGGCUUCCACACCAGAUGACCAAAUCUGGGAAAAAAAGUGUGAAGACUUAUGCCAAAUUAAAGUUCGACUUCAUGGUGAAGUAAAAAAGUUUUUUAUUAAAAAGAAUGAGCCAUUUUUAAAGAUAAUUGAACAGAUAGCUAAACAAGAAAAAGUACCGAUAACAUGUGUUGUUUUGAACAAUAAGCUCACUACAAUUGAUGUUAAUGAUUCAGUUCAAAAACUGAACAUCACAAUAUGUGAUAUUAUUGAAUGUAUGAUAUAUGAAAAUAAUGAAGAACUUGACAAAAUAACAAUAAGUAUACAAGCAGAAUCAAAUACAAAAAGAAAAAGUAAAAUUGAUUUUAAAAUCUCUCCGAUUGAAAAGUUGUCGGAUCUUUUCAGUACAUAUUGCGAGUCCAACCAUGUUAAUAUCGAAACGACAUCAUUUACGUUUGAUGGCGAUAAAAUUGAUCCAAAUAAAACUGCAAUAGAUAUCGGUAUAGAAGAUGGUGAUGUCAUUGAUGUAAUAUUCAAUUAAGCCUCUUAUGUAAUGUUUCAUCAAUGAAAUCUUUUUUUUUAUUUUUGUUAUGUUAGUGUUUUUUUAUUUUUUUUUUUUCGAAAUGAAUUAUGUUUGUGUUUUCCGUUUUCUUUUUCAAAAUUAUUAGACUUUCAAAAUGAUUGGAUGUUAAUUUUUCUUUUAAAAUCAUUUGGAUGAAUUGGAUUUUUUUAAAGACGAGUUGAGCUUUUUUCUUUGUCGACUUUAAGUUCUGAGUCUCCGAUGCUCAAAAAAAUAUAUAUUUGUAUUUAUUUGUAAAUUUUUGUAAAUAUUUUUAGAGAACAAUUCUAUUGAACAAA
This is a messenger RNA of Hydra vulgaris (swiftwater hydra), 1335 nucleotides long. RefSeq names its product NFATC2-interacting protein. Gene Ontology annotation, biological process: positive regulation of transcription by RNA polymerase II; cytokine production. Gene Ontology annotation, molecular function: protein binding. The record is from RefSeq and is a predicted model, not a curated record. NCBI's taxonomy places the organism in Eukaryota, Metazoa, Cnidaria, Hydrozoa, Anthoathecata, Hydridae.